CCCUUUAUCAGUAGAAACACUUGAUAGUGUAUGAUGCUGAGAGCGUCUAUCAACAAACCCACUCUUCUUCUUCUUCCCCCCAAAAUCAAUAUUUUCCCCCAAAUCUUCUCCAACAUUUCUUUGUAAUAUCAAGUGGGUAUUAAUCCAGAUCAAUCAAUGAUGUCGUGUUCGUCUUCUUCAUCUGGGUCAGAGGAUGAAUGCAUGAAUUCGUACAGGAGAGGAGGCUACCACGCGGUUCGAAUCGGCGAUAAGUUCUCCGGUGGUCGAUACAUCGCUCAACGGAAGCUCGGAUGGGGCCAGUUCUCCACUGUUUGGCUUGUGUAUGAUUCUCAAACAUCUAACUAUGUUGCCCUCAAGAUCCAGAAAAGCGCGCGUGAAUUUGCUCAAUCUGCCAUUCAUGAAAUCGAAGUUGUUUCUGCACUCACUAAACAUGACCCAGAGAACAAAAAAUGUGUAAUACGAUUAGUGGACCACUUCAAGCAUAGAGGCCCAAACGGUCAACAUUUUUGCAUGGUCUUCGAAUUUCUCGGCAAUAGCAUUCUCCAACUAAUAAAAUACAACCGUUAUAAAGGCCUUCCAUUAAACAAAGUAAGGGAUAUUUGUAGAUGCAUACUAACCGCAUUAGACUAUUUACACAGACAACUUGGUAUAAUACACACGGACCUAAAACCCGAAAAUAUACUUCUUGUUUCCACCAUAAAUCCUUCAAAUGACCCAAUUCGGUCAAAAACGAUCCCCAUUCUUAGUAAACCCGAGGGGGGUAUGUAUAACGGUGGUGGAUAUGUAGUUAAUCCUAUUGAGAAAAAGCUAAAGCAGAGGGCUAGACGGGCAGUUGCUAGGAUAACCGCAAGACGUGCUUCUUUGGGAGGCGUGCGGCCCGUUACAACGAGAGACAGGUGUCUUGACGGGAUUGAUUUUAGGUGUAAAGUUGUGGAUUUUGGGAAUGCAUGCUGGGCUAAUAGACCACUUGCAGAUGAAAUUCAAACACGACAGUAUAGAGCUCCUGAAGUUAUAUUACAGUCGGGCUACUCGCAUUCAGCUGAUAUGUGGUCGUUUGCUUGCACCGCCUUUGAGCUUGCUACUGGCGAGAUGAUGUUUGCUCCCAAAUCCGGACAAAGUUUCAGUGAAGAUGAGGCCCACCUUGCUUUAAUGAUGGAAAUGCUCGGGAAGAUGCCACGAAAGAUAGCCAUUGGAGGGCUUCGAUCGAAAGACUACUUUGACAGAUAUGGUGACCUCAAACGGAUACGUAGAUUGAAACACUGUCCUCUCACUUGCUUGUUGACUGAGAAAUAUAAAUUCUGCAUGAACGAUGCGCGUGAUUUUGCAGACUUCUUGAUUCCCAUUCUUGAUUUUGUACCAGAAAAACGACCCACUGCUCACCAAUGUUUGCAACACCCGUGGCUCAACAAAUCAUCUGAAUUUAGUGUCCAGAACCUGGAUUCUCAGAUGUCCAAACUUCAGGUCAAGUGAUAAAAAUCAAUUACAGAACAAGGCAGUUGUAUCGGAUUUUAUCACUUGAUUUGAAGUUUUGACAUAACCUCAAAAUAUUCACUUCAUUUGUGAAAUUUACAAGGGAAUAUGGUAGUUUUUAAAUAUUUUGUGGUUCUCAUUUGAACCAUAUACAUUAUAUACAUACACACACGGGUUCAAUUCAUAAUUAAAUUUUUGGUA
Molecule: messenger RNA, 1671 nt
Organism: Helianthus annuus (common sunflower)
Lineage: Eukaryota; Viridiplantae; Streptophyta; Magnoliopsida; Asterales; Asteraceae
Product: probable serine/threonine-protein kinase sky1
Exons: 4
Coding region: 157-1470 (437 amino acids)
Biological process (GO): protein phosphorylation; regulation of mRNA processing; spliceosomal complex assembly
Molecular function (GO): protein kinase activity; ATP binding
Source: RefSeq, a predicted model, not a curated record